Puntigrus tetrazona (Sumatra barb) is the source of this 2531-nucleotide messenger RNA. RefSeq names its product GTPase IMAP family member 8. The record is from RefSeq and is a predicted model, not a curated record. Lineage: Eukaryota; Metazoa; Chordata; Actinopteri; Cypriniformes; Cyprinidae. Gene Ontology annotation, molecular function: GTP binding.
CCUCACUUAUUCAUUCUUCCACAGAUAGCUAAUGGCUUCUAAAAGCUUGUUGAAAAGCUCUGUAAAUGUAUGGGGUGGUAAUCUUGUCAUUUUAAAAGCAUCAUCCAUUAGCUUGAUCUUGGUGCCACAAAAACACAUUAAUACAAAGUUGAAGACAGAAGUCAUUUUAUUAACCUUCUCCUAUCAUUUAAAUGGUGUGGUAACUAAUUCACAGUGAAAGUGACAUUAUUUCUAAAUAUUUUAGGCAGGGUUAUGAAUAAGAGAGUGCAGCGAUGGCUACUUGUGAGGCAAGUGAAUUUGGAGUCCCGUUUCUCUUUGAUUUGAGGAUUGUGUUACUGGGAAACAGAGCAGCAGGGAAAACCUCUUUGGCAAACCUAAUAACAGGUCACGCAGAGCCUCAUCUAAGAAGAACGGCCCAGUGUGUGAAGAUGCAUGGAUUUGCCGGAAGGCAGGUCACUGUAGUUGAUACGCCGGGCUGGUGGAAGAACUACCUUGUCAAAGAAACCCUGAAUUUCAAAAACAAGAGAUUGUGCUUAGCGUAGCUCAUUUGUCCUCCUGGGCCCCAUGCCGUUCUGCUGAUCCUACGUGUCGAUUCUUUAUUCAAAGAAAAGCACAGGAGGUCGGUGCAGGAACACCUUGAACUUUUGAGCGAGAGAGUCUGGAACCACACUAUAGUUGUGUUCACGUAUAGAGACCAGCUACAGGAGCGAACUUUAGGAAAGUACAUUGGAAGUGAAGGAGAGUCUCUUCUGCUCUGGCUAGUGGAGAAAUGUGGACGUAGAUAUCACGUUCUUAAUACCGAGAGAGCCACCGGUACGCAGCUGGCGGGGUUAAUGGACAAAAUAGACACGGUUGUCGGAAAUGGUGGCUGUCAUUUUGAAACGGACAGAAAAUGGAUGCAUAUGGUGGAAGGAAUGAUGACGAAGAGAUACAUGAGAGCAAACCAGAAAAGAAAGAUGGUGCAAGAACAAUGGGAGGCUCCACUUGUAAGACAAGGUAAGAACCAGGGAUUAGAUUCAUAAACGAUGGUAAUAUUAGGUUUGAAGGUCUGGGAAGAGUUGGCUGGAAACACCAUUUUGAGUGUGGCGACAUUCAUCUCAAAGAGUACCUCCGCGCCUGUGAGAAGACAAGGCGAGGUGGAUGGAAGGCAUGUGACUAUAGUGGACACUCCAGGCUGGUGGAAGUCUCUGCCAGCAGCUGACACUCCUGAACUGGAUAAAGAAGAGAUUUUCCUCAGCAUGUCUCUCUGUCCGCCAGGACCACACGCGUUUCUGCUGACUCUGCGUGUAGAUGUGUCAUUCACAGCAGCAGAGAAGACAUCAGUGGAGCAGCACAUGGAGCUUCUGGGCGAGAGAGUCUGGGCUUACACCAUAGUGCUUUUCACCCAUGGAGACUGUCUGGGGGACGUGACUGCUGAAGAGUUGAUUGAGAGCGAGCGAAGGGCUCUGCAGUGGCUGGUCGAGAAAUGUGGGAACAGAUAUCAUGUCCUCAACAAUGAGAUGAAUGAUUGCAGUCAGGUCACAAACCUGCUGGAGAAAAUAGAGAAGAUGGUGGCACAAAAUAAGGGCCAUUAUUAUGAAAUUGACCUCAAGACACUGAAGGAGGUGAAGCAGAAAAGGAAAGCAGUGGAAAAGAAAGCAAAGGCAAGAGCAAAGAAACAAAAACAGAUGAGGGUGAUGGACAAUACAUUGAAGGAUUUUCGAAAGCAUUUCUACGAAUUUUGUCUUGUGCUGCUGGGUUAUGGAGAAUCUGGGAAGAGUUCAACAGGAAACACCAUCAUCGGCAAACAGGUGUUUGGGUCGAGAAGAACAGCCCGGUGUGUUCAGAGACACGGAGGAGGUCGGAGGACAUCGGGUCAGCAUCAUAGACACCCUGGCUGGUGGAAACAUCUGCCCAUAGAACAAACCCCUGAACUAAAUAAAGACCAAAUCACGCAGAGUGCAUCUCUAUCCGAUUCUGGACCAAUCGUUUACAUUUUGGUCCUUCGUGCCGACUGUUCUUUCAAAGAGCAGGAGCGGACGAUGGAGGAUCAUUUGAGGCUUUUGGGCUCCACGGUUUGGGAUGACAGCGUAGUUCUGUUCACAUUUGGGGACGUGCUCGGAGACAGAGCCAUCGAGAAGCACAUUGAAUGCGAAGGAGAAGCUCUGCAGUGGCUUGUUGAUAGAUGCGGAAACAGGUAUCAUGUUUUUAAUAACAAGGCCGAGGGUGAGAGCCAUCAGGUCGCAGAGCUGCUGGAAAAGAUACAAGAGUUGACUGCAGCAAACAGCGGGUGCAGUAACAAAGACAUGCAGGUGCUGCGGGAGGUGACGGAGGGGAGGAAGGUGGAGGAAGACAGAGCAAACACCAGACUGAAGAUGCAGGGACAAAGAGAGGAAGAUGAAUCCGAUGAUGUAUUUGAUGAUGGCGUGAAGAUGAUGAAGUCAUUUGGGACUCGAGAGCAUGGAAGUGGACGACAGCUGAAAGCUCUUCUAAGUAACCAGCAGCAGCAGGUGAGGAGUGCAGGAGAGCUGAUGCUCCAAGAACUUUACUGA